Messenger RNA from Pisolithus orientalis, 809 nucleotides. RefSeq lists its product as uncharacterized. The record is from RefSeq and is a predicted model, not a curated record. Lineage: Eukaryota; Fungi; Basidiomycota; Agaricomycetes; Boletales; Pisolithaceae. The transcript has 3 exons. Bases 102 to 692 code for a protein of 196 amino acids.
GCCGUCAUGGAGUGUAGACAGCGCUACAAGCGCGCAUCCGCUGGGAUUCGAUAAGUGGUGGGAGUACGUGAUCAAGCACAACGACCAACUUCCGGACGAGUAUGACGAGAUUUAUCGUGACCUCGAGCCGUAUCGGGGACCCCCGUAAGAAAAUCACUGCAAGCUACGGGAACGAGCUGCUGUAUAUAUGCGUUGUGCACUAUUCUCGCAAUGGUCUGAGACCACCAAUCUACUUGUUCUCUGAUACAGAGGAAGAACUAAAAUAUCUGGAAGACAAAGGCCUACGCAAGGCACGCAUCGAUCUCUUGGCGUCGUUGGGGAGGUUUGUCGAGGUCGCCGAGGUUCACCUUCUUAGCCUUGGACAGCCGUACGAUGCUAUCCGAACUCUCCUUGAGCACCAAGACAACCAUCCCGGCGCGAUGCAACGUGCUGCGGAUAUUGCCCUAGAUACUCUACGGCGGGAGUGUUCCUUUGAUACGGCGGUCCACGACAUCCUGCGGAGCAAGGAAUCCGAUUCUCAUAAGGUACUGAACUGCAUAAAAGACGUUCCGCUUGCGCCUUUGAAGCUCACAGACAGCAGAGAAGUAGAUUCAGUAGAAUGCAGCAAGGUGCAAAGGCUGGCAGUAUUCCCUAGAUCCACUUAUUCCGUACAGUCCAGAAAUCUCCGUCUGCUAAGGAGAUCUAUCCACUAGGAGAGGAUUUCUCUGACCAGAAAGAAAAUGCCAUGGCACUCAUGGCAUUCGACGUCUUCUACUCACGGAUGCUAACACUUUACUCCGUACACCCUUCAAAUUUUGGUAAAUUCCUGA